UAUCGUUAUCACGGUGAUAUGAUAACAGCUGCAUGAGGUUAGACUACACCCAGUUAUUACAAAGCAUUACUGUUCGAUUGAACGGUUGCUCGCAGUAUAGUUAAUCAUUCGCGUUAAAUGCAUUUGAAAGCGAGUUUGUGCGGUCUAAACAAUGCAACAUAUUCGGAUUUGGUAUGUUGUACAGCUGUUACUGAAUAUAACCGUAUCGGUAGUUGUAAACACAGCCAACGUGUGUCAGUAUAUGCAGUGUACGGAGGAUGAUACCAAACUGACGCUACAGUUUAACGUAACUAUGUGGGAAGCAUUCAGUGAGCAGCCAAAUGCCGCUUUCAAUAUUGGCAGCUGGAACUGGUCGACACUCGAUCCCUUGGUGCAAAAGAAUCGAACGUCUGAGGUUGUGUUUAAUGGAUUCGAUUUUCCCCAUAUCGAUAGCUUGCAGGGUCAUCAAAGCGUGACAGCCCUAAAUCUUGAUAACAACCAAAUCACCACCGUUGAGGAGGAAGCUUUUGCCAAUUUUAAAAAUUUGGUAUCGCUUUCGUUACGCAGAAAUAUGAUAACGAUAGUACGCGACUAUGUGGAUUCUCCCAAUAUGUUACAGUACCUUGAUUUAUCAUACAACUGGAUUGAAGAUAUCAAGGGCCUUAGAACGUUUAUGUUGCCACAUUUGACGUAUUUAAAUUUAUCGCACAACCGUAUCGCGUCCGUACAAAGUGAACUAUCAAAGCUAAAGGCCCUAGACAUCCUCGACCUAUCCCAUAACGCUAUCAAAAAGGACGGAAAACCAUUCAUACUGCCGAAAAAUCUCAGCCAAUUAUUACUGUCACACAACGAGCUAACCACGUGGCCAUUCGCAUACGUGCCAGAAACAUUAACGGUUCUAUCGCUCAGCUUCAAUCAAAUCGACUUCACUCAAGAGGCAACAAGCGUCCGAAGUCUUGAUCUGUCCAGCAACAGACUAGCGAGCUUUUGCAGCGAAUGUUUCCCGGCGGUCGAAGAAUUGGACCUGUCAGGCAAUUACUUUGAAGCUUUUCCACAGUUUAGUAAUCGAACGAGCACGGUGAGGAAAAUUUCGUUUAACCGUAUGCCAAACUUAAGAAUCAUCAAAAGGAGUGACUUUACCGAAAUUGAAGAACAUCUGCACGAGCUUGAAGUUUCCUUCUGUCCACGAUUGUCCACUAUCGAGUCCAACGCAUUUAUCGAUCUGAAAGAAUUGAAACGACUUGAUCUUAGCUUCAACGUACUGCAGCAAGUGCCCGAAAAUAUGAUCAACUGGAACCGGCUGGAGCACGGUGUCGAUCUGCAGGGUAAUCCAAUCAACUGUAACUGUUCGAUGCAGUGGUUGGUGGAUAGAGUGAUUCCGGCGAUGCAUGCCCGGCGGGAGUUGCAUAAACUUUUCCCAAAGUUGCGCUGUGCCCAACCACCAAUGUACAAAGAUUACCUUAUCGUACAUCUAACCCUGCACGAAAAUUUGCUGUGCCGAAAGUAUCGCGAGAUGGAUCUACCCGGCAUGGAAACGGUUGUCCAAUCGAUGAAAGAACAUCGCCAGAUGCAGGUAGUGCGGGCGCAAAAAAUUAUACUAGUGUUCUUAAUAAUAGGUAUUGUUGCGUUGAGUUGCUAUUUAGCUUAUCUGAAGUUGACCAUUCCCCGACACACUGUAAGACCGCUAUACUACCAAUGAAUGUUACUUAUGUUUCACUAUAAAAAGUAAGAUAAAAGCAUACACAUGACAAUCGGCUAGCGGAUAAGUAUUACACACAAAAAUAAUUAAACUAAACAUCGAAAUUCUAUGUUACUUCUUUCGUACAAGACAUUCUUUACGGCAUUUUUCAAUCGUCGUUUUUGUAA
Messenger RNA from Anopheles funestus (African malaria mosquito), 1845 nucleotides. Its product is annotated as leucine-rich repeat neuronal protein 1-like. Gene Ontology annotation, molecular function: protein binding. The transcript has 4 exons. Bases 152 to 1678 code for a protein of 508 amino acids. Lineage: Eukaryota; Metazoa; Arthropoda; Insecta; Diptera; Culicidae. The record is from RefSeq and is a predicted model, not a curated record.